AUGAACUAAUUACUUUAACAAAAUGAUGAUAUCUAGGAGAAUUAGAUUAAUAAUAAUCAAGAUCUAGAUUAGUUACAAUAAUAAAAUGAAGACGAAGAUUAAAUAUAAUCAAUUAAUCAAAAUUAAUAAUAAGAUGAAAAUGAAGGUUUAGAUUAAGUUCACAAUGAUUAAGAUCUAUAAUAAAUUCAAGAAGAGAGUUAAUAAAAUAGUUAGAAAUAAGAUGAAAAUGUUGAAACUAAAAGAAUAAAAACAUAAGGAGAGAUAGAAACUACUACACAAAGAAAAGAUUAAAAUAGACAAUUAGAAACUGAAAAGUAAUAAAGAAUUAAAACAACUACAGAAAAAACAUUUAAAACACUUGAAUAGAUUUAUAAUAAAGGAAAUACCUAUUCAUUUCUUCAUCUUAGAACAGCUCAAUAAUUUGAUACAAAAAUAGUGCAUGAUUAAUUAAAUAAAUCUCAUGCAAAACAAUAAUAUACUUUUCCUAAAGCUUAAAGAUUUUCCAAGCCUAAACAAAGUUAUUGCUCUAUUUAGUUUUAUGAUUCAUAGUAAAUAGUAUUAUUAAUCUUAGAAUUUAAACAUAAUUAAAUAAAAGAGCAGCAGCUCUAGGUUAUGGAAGUAAAUCUGAUUUCACAAGAAGAGAUAAAUAUAUUCCAGGACCUACAGAUUAUAAUAUCAAAUUAUAACCAAAGCCAGGAGUUAAAUUUGCAUAUGGAAGAGAUGAAAUGCUUUCUAAAGGCCUUCAUGGUAGACCAAAUACUAAUCCUGCUCCCAAUUUAUAUUAAGUGAAAGAUAUCAUCACUACAUUUAAAUAUUCUAUGGGAAUAAGAACAUCUGCAAAACGUACUUAAAUUCCUUUCAUUUAUAAGACAUUUAUCUUGAAUCUACAACUCCUGCACCAGAUAGAUAUAAUAUUGGUGGUUUCAGUUCAAAAGGGAAUUGCUUUAUUGGGAAGUACAAAAGUAGUGGAGCCCCUGUUAUUUCUCCAUCAACUGCUUAAUCUCAAAGAGUAAAAAGAGUACCUGGUCCUGGAACAUAUGAUCCUCCUGGAGAUAUAGGAGACCCAAGAAAUUAUUUACCUUCAUAAUAUUCUACUAGAAGUGGAUUUCGAUUUGGUUAUUAAGAAAGAUAAACUUAAGAGAUUAAAAAUAAAUAAUGUAAUUAAAUUAUUUAUAUUUAGUUCCUGGUCCUGGUACUUAUUAACUUCCAUCAGAGUUUGGUGAUUUUGAAUACCCUCCUUCAUUUUGA
Messenger RNA from Paramecium pentaurelia, 1248 nucleotides. NCBI's taxonomy places the organism in Eukaryota, Ciliophora, Oligohymenophorea, Peniculida, Parameciidae. The record is from the annotation of a GenBank genome assembly.